AUGAGUUUAAAAACUAGUGAAGAAUCUAUUGAUGAUAUUCAAUCAUCCGAUGAUAAUUUGAAAAAUUUGACGGAAAUUUGUGUUAAUGAAGAAAAAAUAUUUAAAAACAAUGUAGAAGUAAUUAAUACAUUAAAGGAUGUUAACGAAAUUGAUAAGGAUAAUUUUUUUGCAAAUGAUGAAGAUACAUUAAAGGAUGUUAAUGAAAUUAAUAAGGAUAAUUCAUUAGCAAAUAAUAAAGAAGAUACAUUAACGGAAAAUAAAGAAAUUAAUAAGGAUAAUAUUUUAACAAAUGAUGAAGAAGAAGGUACAUUAAAGGAUGCUAAUGAAAUUAUUGAAGAUAAUUUAUUGUCAAAUGAUGAUAAAAAGGAUAUAUCAAAAGAUGCUAAUGAAACUGAUAAAGGGAAUUCAUUAGUAAAUGUAGAUGAAAAAGAUACAUUAAAGGAUACUAACGUGAUUGAUAAACCGAAGCAAAGAAUUUUAGUUUGUGUUGGAGUACCUGGGUCUGGUAAAUCAACUUUUUCUAAAAAAUUAUGUCAAAUUGAUCAUAUUUGGUUUAGAGUAAAUCAAGAUGAUUUAGGAAGUCGAAAAGCAUGUGAAGAGAUUUUAAAAGCACAACUUAAAAAGGGAAAAAAUGUAAUAGUAGAUAGAUGUAACUUUGACAAAGAUCAACGUAAGACAUGGAUAAAUAUAGCGUAUCAUCAUAAAUUGUCAAUAGAUGCGAUAAUUUUGGAUACACCAUUUGAAAUUUGUGAAAAACGUAUAUUAAACAGAGAAGAACAUCCUACUCAAGUACAUGGUAGUAAAGGUUUAAAUAUUUUAGAAACCUUUAAACAAAUGUAUAAGUUACCUAACUAUAAUGAAGGUUUUGAAAGAAUUUUAAAUGUUAAACCACAAGAAAUUAAUGAUUGUAAUGAAGAUGAUAUUAAAAAUGUUAUGAGAAAACUUGAUGAGAUUCCUAAAAGUGUUUUUAGGCAAGGUGAAAGAGAAAGAGGAGAACGUGGAAAAAGAAGACCAUAUAGGGGAAGAGGAGGGGAAAGUUAUGGAAGAGCAAGUGGUGAAAACUAUCAAGGAAGAAAUUUUGGUGGUAGUGGUGAUGGUAAUAGUGGUAGUGGUUAUAGAGGAAAUGCUUGGGUAAAUAGAGGAAGAGGGGGAAAUCGUGGAAGUGGACGUGGCGGAAACUACCAAAGAGGAAAUCAUGGUGAUAUCGAUGAUAGAGGAGAUACUUGGGGAAAUAGAGGAAGAGGGGGAAAUCGUGGAAGUGGACGCGGCGGAAACUAUCAAAGAGGAAAUCAUGGUGAUAACGAUGAUAGAGGAGAUACUUGGGGAAAUAGAGGAAAAGAUAAUAAUAAUAAUUCAAAAAAUGUUCCAAAUCCUCAUUAUAAUUCAAAUUUUCCUCCACUUGGCAAAAAAUAA
Molecule: messenger RNA, 1413 nt
Organism: Rhizophagus irregularis DAOM 181602=DAOM 197198
Lineage: Eukaryota; Fungi; Glomeromycota; Glomeromycetes; Glomerales; Glomeraceae
Biological process (GO): DNA repair
Molecular function (GO): ATP-dependent polydeoxyribonucleotide 5'-hydroxyl-kinase activity; double-stranded DNA binding; polynucleotide 3'-phosphatase activity
Source: RefSeq, a predicted model, not a curated record